AUGGCGCCGAAAAACGUUAUUGUGACCGGAGCUGGUGGUCUCAUCGGCCCUAUGCUCUCCAAGAGACUUCUCAAUGACGGCUACAGAGUAAUCAUGACGGACAUUGUCGAGCCCGUGAUCCCCAAGGGCGUCAAGCACCCAGAAAACGCCGUCUGCCUCAAGGGCGACAUUUGCGACGCCGGCUUCGUCAAGACGCUGCUCGACGCGGCGCAGCCCCUGCACGCCAUCUUCAUCUUUCACGGCAUCAUGUCGGCGGGCUCCGAGGCCAACUUUGACCUCUCCAUGAAGGUCAAUGUCGAGAGCGUGCGGAACCUGCUCCUGGCGCUGCGCCAGACCAACCCCGGCGUGCGCGUCGUCUACUCGAGCUCCCAGGCCGUCUUUGGCCAACCCCUGCCCGCCGUGGUCACGGACUCGGUCACCCCCACGCCCGAGGGCACCUAUGGCGCGCACAAGUACUCUACCGAGAUUAUCGUCAACGACAUGCACCGCAAGGGCUUCAUUGACGCCGUAAUUGUGCGGUUCCCCACGCUGGUGGUACGGCCCGGCAAGCCCAGCAAUGCCGCGUCGUCCUUUUUGUCGGGCAUGAUUCGCGAGCCCUUGAACGGCGAGGUCUGCGUGCUGCCGCUGAAGGACCGGGGCUUCAAGUCGUACAUUUGCUCACCGAGCGGCGUCAUUGAGAACCUGGUGCGCGUGCUCAACAUGCCCGGCGACGCGCUGCCCAAGCACAUUCGUCACAUCAACUUUCCGGGUAUCGCGGCUUCGGUCCAGGAGCUCAUGGACGGCCUGGCCAAGUACGGCGGCGAGGACAAGCUCAAGUUGCUCAAGGAGGAGACCAACCCAGAGCUCGAGCGCAUCCUCCGGAGUUGGCCCCAAGACUUUGACCCGAGCACGCCCGAUAGGCUGGGGCUGGUUCGGGAUAAGAAUGCUGAAGAUUUGGUCAAGGAGUAUGUCGACUCGCUCAAGGAGCAAUGA
Messenger RNA from Pestalotiopsis fici W106-1, 972 nucleotides. RefSeq lists its product as uncharacterized. NCBI's taxonomy places the organism in Eukaryota, Fungi, Ascomycota, Sordariomycetes, Amphisphaeriales, Sporocadaceae. Bases 1 to 972 code for a protein of 323 amino acids. The record is from RefSeq and is a predicted model, not a curated record. The transcript has a single exon.